Molecule: messenger RNA, 207 nt
Organism: Musa acuminata AAA Group (dessert banana)
Lineage: Eukaryota; Viridiplantae; Streptophyta; Magnoliopsida; Zingiberales; Musaceae
Exons: 1
Coding region: 1-207 (68 amino acids)
Source: RefSeq, a predicted model, not a curated record
AUGGGUGAUCAACUGGUGGUGCUGUUAGAUAAGUUGAAAUCGAAGAUGAUCAAAUCGGCGAAGAAGAAGAAGAAGCCAAAGGAGUACGCGAGGCUAGAGAAGAGCACGAGCGUUAGGAUGGAGAUCAAGAGCGUCAAAGCCCGUCAGAUCAUCACCAGAACGCUCAAAGCCGCCGACGAACCUGGCAAAAUCUCCAUCUCCUCCUAA